Ophidiomyces ophidiicola is the source of this 1104-nucleotide messenger RNA. It is a transcript of the gene RBG1, whose product is annotated as GTP-binding protein rbg1. Gene Ontology annotation, biological process: cytoplasmic translation. Bases 1 to 1104 code for a protein of 367 amino acids. Gene Ontology annotation, molecular function: GTPase activity; GTP binding. NCBI's taxonomy places the organism in Eukaryota, Fungi, Ascomycota, Eurotiomycetes, Onygenales, Onygenaceae. The transcript has 10 exons. Gene Ontology annotation, cellular component: cytoplasm. The record is from RefSeq and is a predicted model, not a curated record.
AUGGCGACCACCGUCGACAAGAUUAAAGAGAUCGAGUCUGAGAUGGCUCGAACUCAGAAGAACAAAGCUACAUCGUUCCACUUGGGACAACUUAAGGCUAAGCUUGCAAAAUUAAAAAGGGAGCUAUUGACGCCCAGCGGCGGAGGCGGAGGGGGAGGAGCCGGAUUUGAUGUUGCACGUACAGGUGUAGCGAGCGUGGGCUUCAUUGGAUUUCCCUCUGUAGGCAAAAGCACCCUAAUGAGCAAGCUGACGGGGCAGCACUCAGAAGCUGCUGCAUACGAGUUCACAACCCUAACCACGGUUCCUGGCCAAGUCAUAUACAACGGCGCCAAAAUCCAGAUACUUGAUCUGCCUGGAAUUAUUCAAGGCGCGAAGGAUGGUAAAGGGCGUGGUAGACAAGUUAUUGCCGUGGCAAAAACCUGCCAUCUCAUCUUCAUCGUCUUGGAUGUGAAUAAACCGUUGACGGACAAAAGAGUCAUUGAAUCUGAAUUAGAAGGGUUUGGUAUUCGAAUAAACAAGUCUCCGCCGAAUAUUGUUUUUAGAAAAAAGGACAAAGGUGGCAUAUCAAUUACCAGCACAGUUCCCCUAACUCACAUCGAUCACGAUGAAAUCAAAGCCGUUAUGGGAGAAUACCGAAUUUCCUCUGCAGACAUUGCUAUUCGCUGUGACGCGACGAUUGAUGAUCUAAUAGACAUUCUCGAAGCAAAGAGCCGAAGCUAUAUACCAGUCAUCUAUGCGCUGAAUAAAAUCGACUCUAUAUCAAUUGAGGAAUUGGAUCUGCUAUACCGUAUUCCCAACGCAUGCCCAAUCAGUGCGGAGCACGGAUGGAACGUCGAUGAACUCCUAGAGCAAAUGUGGGGUAAACUAAAUCUUAAGCGCAUCUACACGAAGCCCAAAGGUAAGGUACCGGAUUACACUGCUCCUGUUGUCCUGAGAUCAAACGCUCGCACAGUUGAAGAUUUUUGUAAUGCCAUCCAUAAAUCCAUCCUUGAGCAGUUCAAACAUGCCAUCGUUUACGGCCGGUCUGUCAAACAUCAGCCUCAGAGAGUAGGCCUUAGCCAUGAACUCGAAGAUGAAGAUAUCAUCACAAUUAUUAAAAGAUAG